Molecule: messenger RNA, 2411 nt
Organism: Dermacentor silvarum
Lineage: Eukaryota; Metazoa; Arthropoda; Arachnida; Ixodida; Ixodidae
Product: beta-1,4-mannosyl-glycoprotein 4-beta-N-acetylglucosaminyltransferase
Exons: 2
Coding region: 137-1441 (434 amino acids)
Biological process (GO): protein N-linked glycosylation; N-acetylglucosamine metabolic process
Cellular component (GO): membrane
Molecular function (GO): beta-1,4-mannosylglycoprotein 4-beta-N-acetylglucosaminyltransferase activity
Source: RefSeq, a predicted model, not a curated record
CUGGGAGCAGUCACAACUAAACGCAAACACUGGUGAAGUGCAGCAGCUGUUUCACAAUGUGUUCCUGGAGCCCCUUGUGAGCAGAAAGGAUCACUGGCACAAUUCUGUUCAUGUCCCUUCGCACGUUUGCAGUGCCAUGUCGCGAAGACUUCGUAGGGGUGCGUUUUUCUUGUUCGUAAUAGGAAUGGUUCUAGGUGCAGUGUUUUUUUGUGCCAUCCAUAUGAAAUGGUCUCGAGAAACGAAGCGUUUGAAGCUUAGCAGCGCAGUGCUCCCUGAUGGGGCAACUAAACUCAGUCGUCGUAUAGUCCCGGACCGUGCGAACGCGGGUAUUUCCAAAACAUCGAAGAUAUCAACUACACGGCAUAUGGCCGUCACUGCGAAGGCCGUCAUCACGAAUGCCAAAGAUUCACUGGGGUGCUUUCCGGAGGGAACGGUUACUGGUUCCUCGACGACCAUGUGCGUUUGUCGCAGGGGUUGGAACGGAGCCGAGUGUUCCGUUCCCGACGCCGUGUGGAACACAAGGAUGUUCCGAGUUUGGUACUCCCAAGGUCGUAUCACGCGCCGCUCGAAACCACGCGCCAUCAUCAACGGUGUUGUGCUCAACCACGAACUAGACCUCCUGGAGAUCCGUAUCAACGAGCUGGGUGACUCCGUCGAUCACUACAUUGUGUGCGAGUCAAACUACACUUUCUUUGGAACACCGAAACAACUUCACCUGCGGUCCAACCUCAGCACCGGAUUCCUGCGCGAGCAUGCACACAAGAUCAUCCUACUCACCAUAGGAAUGUACAACUUCACCGAUGCCGACCCGUGGGCACCUGAGAGCUUCUUCCGCAGGUACAUAUGGCUCGAAGGCCAGGGCCACCUGAAGAACCUCCGCGACGACGACCUAUUCAUGCUAGCAGACGCCGACGAAAUACCAACCCGUGACGUCUUGCUCUUCCUCAAGCACCACGACGGGUUUGGCGAGCCGGUGGGAGUCAGUCUGCGCUGGUUCCUUUACGGCUUCUUCUGGGAGAACGCGCGACCGACCGAAGUUGGUUUCGCCUGCACGGUGGCGUUCUUGCGCUACGUGUAUGACAAUGACACGGCAAGAGUCCGCAAAGCAGAGGCUUACAUCUCUAAGCGCCUUCCCUACACGGGAACGUCCCAGUGGCACUGGACCAUCACCGGAUCGUGGCCUCGUUACGCUGGCUGGCACUGCUCGUGGUGCUUUGACGCUCAUGGGAUUCAGGUGAAACUCACCGCGGCACAAAGGGACGACGGCAUACGGUGGGGCGAUUUUGCUGAAAAAAGAGACAUAGAGUACAUAAAUGGCCUCCGAAAGAGCGGGCGUUACUUUGAUGACAGCCCACCCUUGGCAAGUUGCGACGCUAAGAAUACAGCUCCGGCGUACGUCAGAAAUAAUGCUGACCGUUUUCCGUACUUAAUGGUCCCCUAGCAAGGAACACCUCCAGCGCAAGGACAUGGGAACGCAAACUAAAAUAGGUGCAAAAUAUCGAUUCAAGUCAUGCAUGUAUUUAUAUUCCUGAAGUGCUUGUCCUUCAACGUACAAUGUCAUCUAGCAUUUCAGAGCGCAAAAGGAAAGCGGCCAUUCCGGGAAAGCGGUGAGCAGUCAGUGCAAAUGGCCAAACUAAUAACGUGGUACUUCGCGUAUGGGUGUGGGGGGAGGAGUGAUAGGAAAUAGUUAUUGUGUAUUGUUAAGGUAUCGUGGGCACCACGUACGUUUUAUAUUUCUUAGAAAUGAAAUGCAGCUUUGUAUGCCUAGUUUCAGCCAGUCGUAUUUAUCACCCGUGUGCGCGUAAGCGCGUCAAUGAAAAUACAAGCAUAUAAACACAAGCAUCGCCGUGUUCAUGACGGUAGCCUGAGUAAUACGAGCGCCAAAACAAAGCGACAGAUGUUGAAACCCUGUCUCAAUGGCUCGGACACAUGCUGUUGACCCUCCUUGCUCAAAAAAACUCAGUGGCUAAGUGGCUAGGGUAUUCUGUUCUUAAGCAAGAGGUCGCGGUGUCACCCGCCGCACUAACUUACGGGCAAUGGCGUUGCACUACUGAGGUCGAAGUCGUCGGUUCGGUCCUGGCUGCGGCGGCCGCAUAUCGAUGGGGGUGAAUUGCAGAAACACUCGUGUACUUAGAUUUAGGUGCAUGCUAAGGAACCCCAGUUGAUCAAAGUUAAUCCGGAAUCCUCUAUACGGCUUGCCUCGCAAUCCUCUCGUGAUUUUGGCGCGUAAAAUGUCAUAAUUUAACUGCCUUUUUUAAGAUCGCGUACUUACUUUUCAGCAGCGUUGGCCACUCCCUUAGGUACGAAAUAUCAACGCGACCGUAUGAAAAAAACAACCAGGGGUGGACAUUUACUUUUAACAUUUUACUGGGCUGUCUGUGAUAGCCCCUGUCAAUUAUUGAAUAAAUCAA